AUGUCGAGUGACAAGCGCGAAGUGUGGGCCAAGGCCGCUACCGACGAGUUCAAUUCCAUGCGCGACGACUUCAAGGUCUUCACCAUCGAGGACCGAUCCACGGUACCAGCGGGUGCGACCAUCGUCACAUCCAAGUUCGUCUGGAAAACGAAACGGAAUGCACUCGGCGAAGUCACCGGCCACAAGGCACGGCUCGUGGCGCAGGGAAAUCGGCAACGCGACGGCAUCGACUUCAACGAAACCUUCGCACCAGUCGCACGCUUCUCCUCGAUACGCUCACUCCUCGCGCUGGCGGCCGCCAACGGCUUGCACGUGCACCAGGCGGACAUCGACAAAGCCUAUCUGCAUGGCGACCUUGACCAUGACAUCUGGAUGACGACACCGCGCGGCUUCGACCUUCCCACCGACAAGGUGCUUCGUCUGCGACGCUCCAUCUACGGACUCAAACAGGCUGGCCGAAUCUGGAAUCGACACAUCGACGCAUCGCUUCGAGAUCUCGGCUAUACGGCGACGGGCACCGACCACUGCGUGUACUCUCGGAUCGACGAUCGGCGACGCCCACACUACAUCGCGCUGUACGUCGACGACCUCCUGAUGAUCAGCCCCGACUUGGCCGAAAUUGAACGUGUCAUCUCGGGCCUCGAACAACGCUACGGCGUCAAGCGCCUCGGCCCGGCAGAGUACAUCCUCGGCAUCCAGAUCAGGCGACUCGAAGACGGUUCUAUUGCCCUGUCCCAGGAACGGUACAUCAUGGACGUGCUUGCUCGGUUCCACUUCGACACCACGACUCGCGGCACUACAGUCCCGAUGACCCCCGGCCUUUCGCUCACCGCCAUCCCGGGUCAAGGCACCGAACGGAUCAGGUCAUGGUAUCUGCAGGCUAUCGGCUCGCUCCUCUACAUUUCGCUCGGCACCCGCCCCGACAUCGCCUUCGCCGUGUCCUACCUGGCCCGCUUCGCCAACAACCCUGGACGUCGUCACUGGAUCGCGGUCAAGCACAUCCUCCGCUAUCUCCGGGCCACAUAUCGCGACGAACUGGUUUAUGCUUGCGGCGAGACACGCAUCACGGGCGUGGUUGGCUACUCCGACGCGAACUGGGGGGCCUGCGUCGAUACGUCGGUGUCCACUAUGGGCUACGUCUUCUACAUUGCCGGAUCCGCCGUGUCUUGGUCGUCCAAGCUAUGA
Messenger RNA from Microbotryum saponariae, 1185 nucleotides. The record is from the annotation of a GenBank genome assembly. Lineage: Eukaryota; Fungi; Basidiomycota; Microbotryomycetes; Microbotryales; Microbotryaceae.